AUGAAUCCUAAAUGUUACCUCUUUUUAUUUUAACAAGCGGUUCAUUUUAUUUAAGAAGGGUCAAUUAAGUUGUACUUCUUUAAUAUAAGUGAGAAAGUUAAAAAGAUGAUUUAGAAAAUGAGCUGGAUGCCAAAUAUGUUCCUAGAAGUGCGAUCAGUUAAUAACGGAUAAAUAUACAGAGAAAAUCUUACUUUAAGAUGAUCAAAGUAAAAAUACAUUGAAAAGGAUAACUAAAAAUUAAGUUGAAAUAAAGACAUAAUUCCCAUCAAAAAAUUA
Molecule: messenger RNA, 276 nt
Organism: Paramecium octaurelia
Lineage: Eukaryota; Ciliophora; Oligohymenophorea; Peniculida; Parameciidae
Source: the annotation of a GenBank genome assembly